Molecule: messenger RNA, 1593 nt
Organism: Chara braunii
Lineage: Eukaryota; Viridiplantae; Streptophyta; Charophyceae; Charales; Characeae
Source: the annotation of a GenBank genome assembly
UUGCUCUCUUCACCAUACCUCCACCGUCACCGUCGACUUACGGCCCUGUCGUACGUGUCGUUGAUGGCCGACCUCUAUCGAAGGCUGCCAGUGCUGCUCCUAGUUGCCAUUUUGCUUGUUGUCAUCCUUGUCUGCAUCAUCGGCAACGUGCCUAGGUGUACACGUAGGAGGCGGUCAGCGAAGAAGGCUGUCGAGAUGGAUGAACGUCGGGCGAAGAGCAGGGCGGUGGUCGAGUCCCCCAACACUCAUCGUGCGCAGCGCGUCCUUGCACAAAGUGCACAGCCGUACGACCCGUCUGCAUACGCGCACUUACCUCCACACAAAAUUCCUCUGCCGCCGACGGACGACGAGGCGGAGCAGCUACCUUCACGCACCGUGGCACUCGGAGCGGGAUUGACGCAAGAUUGGGCAGGGAGCCAAUUGUUUGAAAGUCGCCCAACGACAUCUCGGCAGACGUAUAGACAACUGUUGGAAGAAGGUAUACACGACGAAGAUGCACAUGGUGGCGUCAAUCUGUUGUUCAGAUUGUCUAGCAGGAGCUCAAGACCGAUGACAUGUAGGCGCGUCAUCAAUCCGCACCCCGAUGGCGAUUGGGGUCAAGCGACGCUUGUCAAGCAAUUUGGGGGGGGGGGGGCGUCCGUUGGAUCGCCACCAGCAGAGAAGACGCGGGAUCGACACCCACUGCAGUCGAAAUCGACGUCGCCAACACGUCCCGCAAGCGUUCGUCCACAGUGGAUGCAAUCGCCGUCACCAUUGUCGAGAUGUCCAUCCACAAAGCGGCGCAAGAUUGGGGGUGGUGGGGACGAAGAUUUGCCAGUUGUCGCGAAUGAACAGAGUGGUCGACAGGCGGAACAACGGCAGCGGCUGCGUCGAGAUCGUGGAGACGCGAUAACGAGGGGGGUUAAGUGGCUGAAUGUCGGUGGAAAGGACGUAGAGAAGGAUUAUCCGGUGGUGGAUGAGGACUGCGAAGACAUUGACGAGGAAGACGAAGGCGACGCUGUAAACAUUCAGCCAUUGGGCAAGAAGUCCAUGGGCGUUCAGGGGACAAGUAACAAGACUUCUGCCUCGCAGGGAAGACAGACCAAGAAAUCAUCAGUUGCGGGAAGUGAUGGCGAAGGCGGUGUUCUGCAAAAGGAAGAACAUGAGGCAGCAGACAUCGGAGGCUCUGACAAACGUGAUGGAGAAGCAUGGGAUGCUAAUGGCGCAACGUUGGUGUGCGCUAGCAAGAGGCAGUGGUCGAUGAUGAUGCGGCACUGUGAGAUCAUGGGGUUGGAAGUGGACGUCCAAAAGAAACAUUGCACGAUGUCCGAUGAUGUGAGCAAGCUCAUGUGCCACACCCUCAUGGAAAUAGCGAAGGCUAUCCGCGAGAGACAGCCGCGUGUAUGAGGUGGUGGUACUGGGGCGGAAGCGGUGGGAGUGGGUGGUGUUGGGUCGUCAAGAGCGGUGGCUGCUGCGGCGCCUGCACAAAGCAAAGCUGAUGCUGUAGACGAGGAACCUUUGGCGAACAAGGUGCGGAGAGCCAAACAUUUUGGCGGAGCAGACAAGGUUGUGGGUUGACUUCUUCAGAUUCUGGAACAAAACAGACGACAAUCG